AUGAACUCCUCGAUGUCUCAAGACACAACUGACGAUGUGCCUAUAUCCAAGUCACCCAAUUCGUCUGGGGAUAUACGAGAUAAGACUAAAAAUUGGGUCCAAUUUGAUGAUGAAACGCCACCAGAAACACCAGCCCGUUUAAAACCACCUGAGAAAGUAGAAAAAUCAAAUGAAAAUAAUCCUGUGGUAAUGAGACCAGACACGGUAGCUGUAAAUGUUGAGAAAAUAGUAAACUCUGAGGAAGUGGUUGAAAGUGCACAAAAGAAGUCAAACGAUGAGUACAGUGGUGCAGUAAUAGCCACUGAAUCAGUUCAUAUUAAUUUAGAUAGAUCUGGUCUGAACAGAUCUAUAUCUUCAGAAGGACCUGACCUAAAUUUACCAUCCGAUGUUAGAGUGUCGGAUCCAAAAAGUGCUUCUUUGAAAACAAUUGACCUUCGAGAUACUUCGAAUGGGAGACCAAGUACUAAUAACGUUGUUAACACCCCAAUUGGUAACAUUAGGCAGGGCUUUGCCAAUGGGGACACAAUUGUCACACUUUUACCAGUCAACACAAGAUGGCCUUGGAUUACGCCCGCCAAAUUUCGACCAGAGUUGGUACCCGAAGAAUUAAUGGCUCAGGGUUUGACGCUUACAGUAGAAGAUUACGUGUAUAUAAUGGGAGUACUUGUAAACGACGUUCGAUUCAACAUGUACAACAUAUGCUACAAACGUAUUCUCGUUUUAUGGAUAUUUACUGCCUUUGUAGUAUUACUGGGAUUGUUAUUCUCAGGAGUAACAGGAUUAACCUUGUUCGGUCUUGGUGUUAUGUGGCUAGUCUUGAAUGCAGCUGCAAUAUUUUUGUGCAUGUUUGUUAAGAUAAAGUUGAACCAUAAUCUAGAAAAAUGUAUGGCUCAAGUAAACCGGCAUUUAUUGCGACACAAGAUAUUACUGGGAUUAGAUGACCGUGGCAAAAUAUCAUGCCAUAAAGUCAACUUGUGUUUUAUUUAUUUUGACACCACCGAUUGCAUUAAAAAAUUGCAAGAAGUAAUUGAGAGGGAGGAGCGAGAAGGAAGAGUCAUAGGAGGCGAUGAGGCAGCUGAAUCAAAACGUAGACAGGACCUGCAACAAAGAAUGGAUAUUGAUGACAGCGAUAUUGUUAUACAGGGUAGUACAACUACAAGAGUAUCGCGUAAGCAGGGAAAGGGUGAACUAGUACUUUGUCGGUACAUACAACGAUGGGCUAAGGACUACUUGCGACGACGUUUGGAUUGGACAGUUGACGAGGAGGGGGGUAACCCUUCAUGUCCGCGUCAUUCCGCAUCUUCUUUAUGUCCUUGUCAAUAUAUUGAGGAAUGGUUAAGAAAUAAGCCUCGUAUUCAGGGUAGAGAUUUCUGCCCCGUAUGGAGUGGAUUUCUGAGGGAUAGGGGGAUUUAGCAAUUGAUCAAAAUAUACUUGAUGCGUUAUAGUUCUUCCUCUAGAGCUCGAUGUGAACAUUGCUGUUCUCAUGUACAGAUUGUUUUUGUAAUUUUAAUCAAAAGGAAUUAGUAAUUGUUCAAUUGAUUUAUUUUCCGUUCUGAAGUCUUUCAAAUGUUAGCUUCUACCUCAAAAUUUAUGUGCUGAAAUGGUUUAAUUGACAACAGUUUAUCAGAUUUUUGUGAUAUGACGUGCCAAAAUAUGUUUACCUUUAUUGUGGUCUGUAUUAUAAGUUGACUGGAACGGAUUGUCCAUCUCGAAGAUCUGCCUUUUAUAUAAACUUGAAAUCGUUCAAUGCUAUUUAAGAAACAAGUUAUAGAACUCACAACACCGGAGGAAAGAAUAUUUACAUACGAGGCCACAGAUUGUGGUAAAAAUGUUGAGUGGAUCCCAGGUUGAAAUGGAUCGGAAUGAGAUAUGCAAUACUGUGUAGAUUAUUCUCACUCUAAGUAAAACGUGGCGGCAAGAGAGUACUUGUUAAAACUUGGAUUUGCAGCUUGAAUAAAAAAAAUACAUUCCAAUACUGUUGGAUUUUCAAAAUGUAUAAAUAUUACGUCAUACUAAUUUAAUUUCAUAGAUCUAUUUCCGACUUUCAUCAUAUUUUAUUCUUUACAUCACAUAAAAAAAUUAAUUGUUUGACAAUAGCCAGGAUACAGCUGUAUUAUUAUCAUAUGUAUCACAUAUCUCAUUACUCAACGAGCAUAUAUUGAAAUAAUCACGUCAAGUUGUCUCAAUUUUUAAUUACGUUUAAUAUUUUUUUCAUCUUCUGUGAGAAAAUAUCUGGCAAUGUUAGUCAAUAUUUGUACCAGUGUAAAAUGCAUAACGUCAUUGAAUUUCAAGCAUCUAUAUGUGAAGUGGUAUUAUUACAUGUAGUAUUAUUCGGUUAUGCCAUUAUAAUUAUAUUUUCAUGUUUUCAAUGUCAAUGAUGAAUUUUGUAAAAACGUAGGCAGCCACACAUUUUUUCAUAUAAAUUCAUACGCGAAACAGCUUUGUAGUAUACAGUAAAAAAUGUUGUGAGUUUGUAAUAUAUGCAUCAGUCUUUAACUAAAUUAUGCAUUUCUCAACCGUUUAGUGUUACAAAUUGUUUAUUUGAAUUGCAUGCAUUACAUGCUACAUUCCUAUUCUUGAAGUUUAUUCAACUCCUUAAACGAAAAUUUGUCUGGCAUUUUAAGAAUCUUCUUGAAUACAUUAUAUAAGUUAAUUGAUUUUCUCUACCUGAGGAUCAAAAUUUGUUAACGACGCGUGUUUCGUAUUCUAAAUUUAGCAUUAUUGCCAAUAAUGUUGGUGUACUCUACAAAUUAUAUAGAUAUAAUCGUAUAAUGCCGAAUAAUUAUUAUUAGUGCUUUAUUUUUUCAACAACUGCUGACUGCUUAUUCAUUUACUCAAUCUGACUUUUUUUCUUUGGAGCUUGUAAUAAGUCAGAUUAGCAAACAGAUUCUGCAGUUUUGAUAACAGUGAAAACAUAGAAAAACGCAUUUUACCAAUACUGGAAAGCUGCAUGGCCAUUUUGUAUGUUGAUUGGGUGUUUUGACUAAAUUCUUAACCACGAAACUAAUCAUGUAUGUUUGUAUCACCUAUUUUCUAAAAAUUCAGCUAUGCACAAACUUACAGUUAUUAACAUUUAUUACCUAAAC
Neodiprion virginianus is the source of this 3086-nucleotide messenger RNA. RefSeq names its product transmembrane protein 268. The record is from RefSeq and is a predicted model, not a curated record. Bases 1 to 1413 code for a protein of 470 amino acids. The transcript has 4 exons. Lineage: Eukaryota; Metazoa; Arthropoda; Insecta; Hymenoptera; Diprionidae.